Molecule: messenger RNA, 2177 nt
Organism: Jatropha curcas
Lineage: Eukaryota; Viridiplantae; Streptophyta; Magnoliopsida; Malpighiales; Euphorbiaceae
Product: AMP-dependent synthetase and ligase family protein
Molecular function (GO): CoA-ligase activity
Source: RefSeq, a predicted model, not a curated record
AACAAGGGUACUUGGAUUUUACAAUCACAUGGCAUUUUUUUUGGUUUUUAGCAAGAUAGCAACAAAGCAUUGAAAAGGUCAUAUCUGUUUUUUUCUUUUUAUUUUUUUGAACCUAAAAUGUUAUGUCAAGUGGUUAGCUCUAUCCUUUUCUUGUGAGGUCACCAUUUGAUCUUUAUAACCAACUAAAUAUUAUUAAUACUUUUCCUUCUUCUUCUUCUUCUUCUGCAAAUCCACCGAGACUUGCAACGCAGCAAAACCUACAAACUUUAUUCUUUCAAUUUGCAAUGGAGAAAUCUGGGUAUGGAAGGGAUGGAAUAUACAGGUCGCUAAGACCUACUAUUGUUUUUCCUAAAGAUCCCAAUCUUUCAAUGGUUUCGUUUCUUUUUAGAAAUUCCAGUUCUUACCCUCAUAAACCAGCUCUUAUUGAUGCAGAUUUAUCACUAACCUUAUCUUUUUCACAGCUCAAAUCCAUUGUUAUAAAGGUCUCCCAUGGCCUACUCCGUCUGGGUAUUUCUAAAAAUGAUGUGGUUUUAAUCUUUGCUCCCAAUUCUUACCACUACCCUAUUUGUUUCUUAGCCAUCACUUCAAUUGGUGCUAUUGCAACAACUGCAAACCCUGUUUACACUACCACAGAAGUCUCAAAACAGAUAAAAGAUUCUAAUCCCAAGUUGAUUAUAACAGUGCCUGAAUUAUGGAACAAAGUGAAAGAUUUCAAUUUGCCGACUGUGUUUCUAGGAGCUAAAGAGUCCUUAACUAUGGAUCCCAAUUCAAGAAUCAAAAGUUUCCACGAUCUUGUUGAGCUAGGAGGGUCGAACUCUGAAUUUCCUGCGAGUAAUGUGAAGCAAACGGAUGUAGCUGCUUUAUUGUAUUCUUCAGGCACUACUGGGAUUAGCAAAGGAGUGAUUUUGACUCAUGGAAAUUUCAUUGCAGCUUCUUUAAUGGUCACAAUUGAUCAAGAAAUAGCAGGUGAAAUGCACCAUGUUUUUCUUUGUUGCUUGCCUAUGUUUCAUGUGUUUGGCUUGGCUGUGAUUACUUAUUCACAGAUGCAAAAGGGGAAUGCAGUAGUUUCAAUGGGAAAAUUUGAUUUUGAGAUGCUUUUGAAAACUGUGGAGAAGUAUAGAGUGACGCAUAUGUGGGUUGUGCCUCCUAUCAUACUUGCUUUGGCUAAACACAGCUUGGUUAAGAAAUAUGAUCUGUCCUCAUUGCAGCAUGUGGGUUCUGGUGCAGCUCCUUUAGGAAAAGAAUUGAUGGAAGAAUGUGCUAAGAGCAUUCCUAAUGCUGUAGUUGCUCAGGGCUAUGGCAUGACUGAGACUACUGGUAUUAUUUCAGUGGAGAAUCCAAGGAUAGGUGUUCGACAUACUGGUUCAGCUGGAACACUUGUCCCUGGAGUUGAAGCGCAAAUAGUUAGUGUAGAUACUCUGAAGCCUCUUCCUCCAAAACAAACGGGGGAAAUUUGGGUUCGGGGACCCAAUAUGAUGCGAGGUUAUUUUAACAACCCACAGGCCACAAAGGACACAAUAGAUAGGAAGGGUUGGGUACAUACAGGAGAUCUUGGAUAUUUUGAUGAAGAUGGGCGACUAUAUGUUGUUGACCGUAUUAAAGAGCUCAUCAAAUACAAAGGAUUCCAGGUUGCACCAGCUGAGCUUGAAGGGCUGCUUGUUUCUCAUCCUGAAAUAUUAGAUGCUGUUGUUAUCCCCUUUCCUGAUGCCGAAGCUGGUGAGGUCCCAAUUGCAUAUGUUGUGCGAUCGCCUAAUAGUUCAUUGACUGAAGAAGAUGUUCAGAAAUUUAUUGCUGAUCAGGUUGCGCCUUUCAAAAGAUUAAAGAGGGUGAGUUUCAUAAACACUGUCCCAAAAUCAGCUGCAGGAAAAAUCCUCAGACGAGAGCUCAUCGAAAAAGUAAAAUCGAAGCUAUGAGUUUCUAUGUUUGUUUCUCUACAUUAUACAUUUGAAAUAAAUGCAUAAUUUAUAGGAUGCCAUAUUUAUCGUCUCUGUACCUUUCUUGUAUACCAUUUUAAAGGUUAAAUACUCUGUAAUAUUUGACUAUUUAGUCCUUCACGUUCAAUAUAGCACUUCUAGAAGACUAAAUAGUUCAGGGUCUAAUCACUGUAUUUAUCAAACAAGAAGACUGAAGUUCUGAUUAUGACUAAAUUUGAAGGACCAAGUUGUUAUUUAUUCUUA